GGGGCGGGCAGCCCAGCGCACCCCAAACCCCUCUCUCCGGUCUCUCUGUCUCAGACCCAAGAGGGUCUGGCUGCUGGUGGCACUGGGGUGUCACCCAAGGGGAAGUGGCGUCACCCCCCCGACCGAACCACGGAGCCCCCGGGCCGUACACACGCGGCGCGGUUUGUCCGCCCGCGGCCGCCGUAGCAGCGCGGAAGUGUCUCCAUGGAGACGGAAGGAGUUGGGCCCAAGGAUGGAGAAAUACGAGCGGAUCCGGGUGGUGGGGAGAGGGGCCUUCGGCAUCGUGCACCUGUGCCUGCGCAAGGCCGACCAGAAGCUGGUGAUCCUGAAGCAGAUCCCGGUGGAGCAGAUGAGCAAGGAUGAGCGGCUGGCAGCACAGAACGAGUGCCAGGUCCUCAAGCUGCUCAGCCACCCCAAUGUCAUCGAGUACUACGAGAACUUCCUGGAGGACAAGGCGCUCAUGAUCGCCAUGGAAUACGCCCCAGGGGGCACUCUGGCAGAGUUCAUCCACAAGCGCUGUAAUUCCUUGCUGGAUGAGGACACCAUCCUGCACUUCUUCGUGCAGAUCCUCCUGGCCCUGCACCACGUGCACACCAAGCAGAUCCUGCACCGUGACCUGAAGACCCAGAACAUCCUCCUGGACAAGCACCGCAUGAUCGUCAAGAUCGGAGACUUUGGCAUCUCCAAAAUCCUGAGCAGCAAGAGCAAAGCCUACACGGUGGUGGGAACUCCGUGCUACAUCUCCCCGGAGCUCUGUGAAGGGAAGCCUUACAACCAGAAGAGUGACAUCUGGGCCCUGGGCUGUGUGCUCUACGAGCUCGCCAGCCUCAAGAGGGCUUUCGAAGCUGCGAACCUUCCUGCCUUAGUGCUGAAGAUCAUGAGCGGGACGUUUGCCCCAAUCUCAGAUCGAUACAGCCCCGACCUGCGCCAGCUCAUCCUCAGCAUGCUCAACCUGGAUCCUUCCAAACGGCCCCAGCUGAAUGAGAUCAUGGCCCAGGCCAUCUGCAUCCGGCCCCUCCUCAACCUCUACACAGACGUGGGCAGCGUCAAAAUGAGGAGGCCUGAAAAACCCUUGGCUCCGGUGCCCACAGUGACCCACAGCCGGACAGAGGGACGGGCAAGCAGUGCCAGGCAGAGGGGUGUCCGACGUGGUUCAGCCAGGACAGGAAUCCCCCCUCCCCUGUCAUCCAUCUACACGUGGGGCAGUGGGAUCACCACCCCUCUGCGCCUGCCCAUGCUGAACACUGAGGUGGUGCAGGUCUCUGCUGGCAGGACACAGAAGGCUGGGGUCACCAAAUCUGGGAGGCUCAUCCUCUGGGAGGCUCCUCCCAUGGGUGCUGCUGGGGGUCCUUCUCUCCCAGGAGCCACUGAGCAGCUCCAGCCUCAGUUUGUGUCCCGCUUUCUGGAGGGCCAGUCUGGAGUGACCAUCAAACACGUGUCCUGUGGUGAUCUUUUCACAGCCUGCCUCACAGACAGGGGGAUAAUCAUGACCUUCGGCAGCGGCAGCAAUGGCUGUUUGGGGCAUGGAAACUUCACGGAUGUGAGCCAGCCCAAGAUUGUGGAGGCCCUGCUGGGCUACGAGAUGGUGCAGGUGGCCUGUGGUGCAUCUCACGUCCUGGCGGUCUCCAACGAACGGGAAGUGUUUGCCUGGGGCAGGGGGGAUAAUGGUAAGGGAAGUCUGUUUUGCAGAACAGGGCUUGUGCCUGUUCCCACUCCCUUUGCUGGCCCUGCUUGCCCACAGUCGCCUCCAGAUGUGCCAGGGUGGGUGGUUGUGGAGGAGCUGCAGCUGUUUUGCUGCAUACCAGGGUCUCUGUGCUUUGGGUUUUGCUGCUUUCUGGGAUCCCAGGCUGGGCUCUUGCAGCAGCUGUGUCAGUGCUGCUCUCAGUGGGGCUGUGCUCAGGCUGUGUGUUGCCAUCAGCUGUUCCCUGCUCUGUUCCUCCUACCAGGUCGGCUUGGGCUGGGCACCCUGGAGUGCCACAACUGCCCCCAGCAGGUCACAGUCCCUCCAGAGCAUGAGGCUCAGAGGGUCAUCUGUGGCAUCGAUUCCUCCAUGGUCCUCACAGUGAAGAACCAGAUUCUUGCUUGUGGGAGCAACAGGUGUAACAAGCUGGGCCUAGACCGGAUCAGCUCAGGAGAGGAACCUUCCCCAGAGGACCAGGUGGAGGAGGCCACGCUGUUUGUGUGUGCCCAGUCAGCCCCCUUGAACCAAGAGCCCAUUGUGUGUGCUGACAUUGGUACAGCACACUCAGCUGCUGUCACAGCCUCUGGCCACUGUUACACCUUUGGCAGCAACCAGCACGGGCAGCUGGGCACCAACUCCUGCCGCAGCAGCCGCGUGCCCCACCUGGUUGUGGGGCUGGAGACCAUGAAGGUCACCGUGGUGGCUUGUGGGGAUGCCUUCACUGUGGCCAUUGGAGCAGACGGCGAGGUGUGCACGUGGGGGAAAGGAGCCAGGGGACGCCUGGGCAGGAAGGAUGAGGAAACAGGAGUGCCAAGGCCAGUGCAGCUGGAGGAGACACAUCCAUACCUGGUGACCUCUGUUGCCUGCUGCCACGGGAACACACUGCUGGCAGUAAAGCCUGUCGUGGAGGAGUCGCCUUCCCAGUGAGUGAGAGCAGCCACAUCCUGCUCUUCCUGCUGCCCACGGUGGCCUGGCUCAGACACACUCCAGGCUCCAGAGCUCCUCAGCUGCAUCUGAAGGCAGCAGUCUGGAAACAGAGAGCUCCUAACGAUGGUUCCCAAGGAACCAGAGCUGGUCUCACUUAUUGAAUUGUCACUGUGAACCUCCAGUGCCUGAGAGUCACUGCCCUGGACGUGCCCAGAGCUCUGGUGCUGCCUUCAAGGGGUCACACCGUGGCUCUUCCCCUCCCUGCUGGAAGUGCCUGUGUGGAAGAGUGAGGAGCACAGAGGUUGUUUUCCUCUGUGGAAACUGUUUCUGGUUACAAAGCCCAGGCUGACAGCUCCGUGUCUGAGAGAGCUGUCAGCCUUUGCACAGCAGCGUCUGGAGUCAGGGCCCCAGGCGCUGCGCUGGGUGACUAAAUGCAAACCUCUUUGCUAAUUAGAGAAGUCUGUCCUUUCCCAUCCCCCCCUAAAACGUUUCACCCAUUUAUUGAGCACACUUUGGAGGGUCCUGCCUGCACGGCUGGCCGAGCUCUGCACAAGCAGCCUCCCUGUGCUGCACAGCUCUCCCCAAAUGCUGCCUGGAGCUUUCCAAUUACAGCCUCCCCCUGGCCCCAGGAGCUCGCUGGAGGAUCCUCCAGCUGACAUUUGUCCUCAGGCUCCUCAGUCCUGCUGCUGACCGGCUCACUGGCUCCCAGCUGAGCUAGGGAAGGCAGCAAAACACAGCCAGUGAUUGUCAGUACUUGGAAGUUUUUUAACACAGAUUUGUCCAGAGAGCUGAUGAGUUUUCACCAGGGAUCUUUGCGGGCAGGAGAAGCACAUCUGUGUGUUAUGGACAGGAGUCACGUUUUUUGUCUCCAGAAGGGUCGUUUCCUUUCCUUUAUUUUUUUUCCUCUUCUUUCCUUUUUUUAACUUACAUUUGCCCUGGGCCAUUUUUUGAUGAGCUUCUGUCUCUGAUCUGUCUGACAUUGCAAAUGCUCUUGCCUUUCACAUCCAUCUUUGUGCUGUUGCCAAUCUGUUGUGUAUAAAGUCGGUGCUUUCAUAA
Camarhynchus parvulus is the source of this 3664-nucleotide messenger RNA. It is a transcript of the gene NEK8, whose product is annotated as NIMA related kinase 8. Bases 233 to 2608 code for a protein of 791 amino acids. The record is from RefSeq and is a predicted model, not a curated record. Gene Ontology annotation, biological process: protein phosphorylation. The transcript has 14 exons. NCBI's taxonomy places the organism in Eukaryota, Metazoa, Chordata, Aves, Passeriformes, Thraupidae. Gene Ontology annotation, molecular function: protein kinase activity; ATP binding.